UUUCGAAAAUUAGUGAGGACGUGAGUGUUUUUUCAGCUUUUAAGGAUUCAUCAUUUUUAAGGAUGCAGGAAGAACGAGAUUCUUCAAAUAACAAAAAACCCCUGGAGCAGAAGGAUUACAACCACAUCCAAGGAAAACUAAUCGCCAAUCCUCCGCCUGGUGAAGAAGUAGUUAUUUCAGGCCUGGCAGGAACUUUCCCAAAUUCCAACGAUGUAUACCAUUUCCAAUACAACUUGUUCAACAAAAUCAACAUGGUAUUGCCCAACAGACGCUGGGACUAUUCCCAUCCAGAAAUACCAAGAUGUUCCGGAACCCUACCGGAAUGUUCCAAGUAUGACGCUGGUUUCUUUGGCGUACAUUCUAGCCAAGCCGAAGCUCAAGAUACGAUGGGAAGAAUUCUUUUAGAAAAAGUUGUGGAAGCCAUCUUUGACGCUGGUCUAACUCUGGCCGAUUUCGAGGGGACCAACACUGGUGUUUACGUCGGUACUUGCUUCAGUGAAAGCGAGAAGUCCAUUUUUCACGAUAACAUCGGACCUAAACCUAAAUACGGAUUUACUGGAUGUACGAGAUCCUCCAUGGCUCACAGGAUCAGCUAUUUCCUAAGACUAAAAGGACCUGCUUACAUAGCCGAUACUGCCUGCAGUAGUUCGCUCUUUGCUUUAGAGGGCGCUUUCAGAGAUUUGAGGUUAGGUGUGGUGGAUACGGCCAUUGUAUGCGGAGCUAAUGUCUGCUUUCAUCCAUUUGUCUCUUUACAGUUUGCCAGAUUAGGUGUCUUAAGUUUGGACGGUUCCUGUAAAGUCUUCGACAAAUCUGGUAAUGGCUACGCCAGAUCAGAAGCUAUAGGUGCUAUUAUUUUACAGAAAGCCAACGUGGCUAAAAGAAAAUAUUCGGACGUUGUCUACGUUAAAACCAACUGUGAUGGUUUUAAGGAAGCUGGAAUAACAUAUCCAUCUGGGGAAGCUCAGUGUCAACUCCUGACAGAGUUUUAUAAGGAUUCAGGGGUUGAUCCUGCAUCUUUAAGUUUUCUGGAAGCUCAUGGAACAGGUACAUUUGUCGGUGACCCAGAAGAAUGUUCUGGAGUAGAUGAAGUUUUAGCUAAAUGCAGGACGGAACCUUUGCUUAUAGGUUCUGUGAAAUCUAAUAUAGGUCACUCUGAACCCGCAUCUGGAAUUUGCUCUAUCACCAAGUGUAUCAUUGGCAUGGAGACUGGAUACAUUCCACCAAAUAUUCAUUUCACCGAACCUAGAGAUACCAUCCAUGGAAUUAUAGAAGGCAGAAUGAAGGUGGUUACGGAAAAAAUGCCAUUCCAAGACAAAAGAGGACUUAUAGGAAUUAAUAGUUUUGGAUUCGGUGGUGGCAACUGCCACGUUUUGUUAAAUUCUAACAAGAAAGAAAAAGUUAACAAUGGCCUCCCAGAUGACAAUAUACCAAGAGUUAUAUGCAUUAGUGGUAGAAUUGAGGAAUCCAUUACUGCUCUUUUAGAUGAAGUAAAGAAUAAUGGAUUGGACGCUGAAUAUAUUAGGUUGCUGCAUGAUGUUUUCAGGAAAAAUAUUUCAAACCACAUUUACAGAGGCUUUUCCAUAUUAACGAAAACGGAAGAAAUAUGUAGAUUUUAUAAUCUGUUCUCUGGAAGUAAGACCCCACUGUAUUUUGCAUUUGGGGAACUGAGUGAAUGGUAUAAACUAGGAAAAGAUCUAAUGGAGAUAUCAGUUUUUUCCGCCACUAUUCAAAAGGCACAAAGACUUCUUUUAUCGAAAGGGAUAAAUAUAAUAGAUAGCAUUUUCGGAAAAACAGAAUCAAAAACAAAAUACCAAGCCUUAGGAUCCAUCUUAGUUCAGAUAGGUUUAAUAGACAUCUUCGUAGCCUUGGAAUUACAACCAACCAAUUAUUUUGGCAAAUCCUUUGGUGAAAUUCUUGCAGCAUACUUUGAUGGCAUUUUAACUUUUAAACAGACUAUAGAUUGUGCGUUCGCCAUCAACGACGCCAUUGAUAAAAUUAACGAAGGUGCCGAAAAACAUCGGGCGAAUAAUAAGAUAAUUGACAACAAAGCUGAAAGUACUGUGUUUUCUAACUUCAGAGCUGUCUUUAAAUCAGCGGACUAUGCUACGACCAAAAAAGAACUGCUUACCAACCUUUCAAAUAUAUUGGAUAAGCCAAAAAGUCACAACAUCGAUAAAGACAAAGAGAAAUUUGGAUCGGCUGAAUACUUCGUCAACGCUUUGACAGAAAAUUUCCCCGCCAAAUUCGAAUAUGUCGAAAGCAACUCGAUAGUGCUCAGUUUCGGUGCUGUACCGACCAUUGACUUGCAGCUAGACGAUGUUAAAGUCAUACAAAUCGGCUCUUCUAAAGAUAAUUUGCUGUCCUUCCUAAAAAUUCUAGGAAAUCUAUACGUCAACGGCUACAAUCCGCAACUGGCCAAGCUGUAUCCUGAGGUGAAAUUUCCUGUUAGCAGAGGUACUAGAAUGAUUUCGCCUUUCAUAAAAUGGAACCACGAUCGUGAUUGGUUUACGCCUUCGUACAAUUUACAAGCAACCACUUCUGCACAACAUACCGCUAGGAAAAUUAAAAUUCAAAUAAGCGAUCAGCAGUGGGCCUUCACACAAGGUCACGUCAUUGAUGGUAGAAACCUCUUCCCAGCAACGGGCUAUCUGUACCUAGUAUGGGAAACCUUAUCCAUCAUAGAAGAAAUACCGAUGACUAUCAAACACGUAGUUUUCGAAGAUUGUAAAUUUUUACGAGCCACCACGCUCUCCAAGAAAGGCCAUUUAGUAUUUUAUAUCAUUAUCAAUAGGUAUUCUGGUCACUUUGAAAUAGUUGAAGGAGACUCGCUCGUAGUAUCUGGCAAAGUGUUUUCCAGAGAUAAUGACGAUGCACCAAAGUGUAAUGUUGCAGAAACUUUGAAUGAAAAAUUAGAAAUGAAUUCGAAGGAUGUGUAUAAAGAACUGAGAUUAAGAGGAUAUAACUAUUCUGGAGGAUUCAGAAGCAUUCAAAAAUGUAAUACAAAAGGUACUCAAGGUUUGAUCAAAUGGGAUGAUAACUGGAUAACAUUUAUGGACAACAUGUUGCAACUUAGAAUUCUUCAAACCGAUACAAGAUUACUAUACGUACCGACAUAUAUAUCUCAGUUAGUUCUACCUGCGAAACAUCAUCUUGAACUGAUAAACUCCAACUACAUUAAAAAGCAAAUAGAGCCAUUGUUGCCUGUGAGCUGCAAUGAAUAUACAGGAGAAAUCAGGUGUGGAAAUCUUGUUAUCCGAGGUCUUAUGGCUAGUUCUAUAGGUAGAAGAAAAGACCUAGGUAUUCCUGUAUUAGAAAGCUACCAGUUCAUUCCAAACAUAACAAAAUUGGAAUUGGAAGAUUCUAUACGAGUCAACAUGCAGAUCUUCCUCGAAAAUGCUUUGGCAAGAAAGGUUAAAGUUAUUGAACUUGUCGACAGUUUUAGUAAAGACGACACCCUCUUAAUACCUUUGAUACAAUCUGCUUUUGAAGAUCAACCGCUUAUAACUCCUAUGUGUAAGAUACUGACCAAAACGCCAAUUGAAACUACUAUACAAAUUGAAGAUAAACCAUUAUCCACCGAAGCUGAUUGUAAUAUUAUUAUUGGUUCUGAACUGUUUAGCAGACCUGAGGUUUUAAAAGUAGCUUUUGGAUCUCUUAAAGACCAUGGUUUCGUUGUAUCUAGAGAACCUCUAAACUUUACUGCUGCUGCCACUACAGACACUGCAGAUUUUAGCACCAUUACUGUCCACACGACUCCAUUAGAAACUUUGGUUCUUCUCAAGAAGAAUACAAAAACCAGAGAACUUACCACAAUACACAUUCCGAGUACGUAUGAUUUUAAAUGGGUUGAAUCGCUAAAAGAUAUUAUCAAACUGAAAAAAUCGGAUAAUGUCCUAGUGUAUUCCCAAAAUGAUCCAAUAACUGGAACAUUGGGACUGGUAAACUGUUUAAGAAGAGAACCAGAAAGUACUUUUGUCAAAGGUCUUAUAGUUUUCGAUCAAGCUGAAGAUUUUGAUAAAGAAAUCCCCUUCUACAAAGAACAACUAAGUAAAAAUAUGGCUAUAAAUAUUUGGAAAAACGGCACGUGGGGUACAUACAGACACUUAUUGUUAAAACAACUCAAAACUAUUGAAAGUGAACAUUGUUACGUGAAUUCGACUCUCAGAGGUGAUUUGUCUAGCUUGAAGUGGAUUGAAAGUACUCUCAGAACUGAUAUGGAAGUACCAAUCGAAAAAGAACUGGUCUACAUUAAUUAUGCCACAAUAAACUUUAGGGAUGUCAUGACUGCUUCAGGAAAAAUCAACGCUGAUGUAAUUACACAAGACAGACUGGAGCAAGAGUGUGUCCAAGGGUUCGAAUUUUCCGGCUACGACCAAACAGGCCAUAGAGUUAUGGGUAUGGUAACAAAAGGUGCUUUGUCAUCGUUGAUAUUGGCAGAUAAAUAUCUAUUGUUUAGAAUUCCAGAUUCUCUGACUUUGGAGGAAGCAGCUACAAUUCCUGUAGUGUAUGGUACAGUCAUCUACGGUAUGAUAAUGAGAGGACGAUUGCAAAGACAUGAGUCUGUUCUGAUUCAUUCUGGGACCGGAGGUGUAGGACAAGCCGCUAUCAGGCUAGCUUUGCAUUAUAAUUGCACAGUUUUUACAACAGUCGGUACCAAGGAAAAGAAAGAAUUUCUACUGAAGACGUUCCCACAAAUCAAAGAAAGUAAUAUUGGCAAUUCGCGUGAUCUCUCUUUCGAAAAAAUGGUUAUAAAAGAAACGCAAGGUAGAGGCGUCGACAUGGUACUAAAUUCCCUUGCAGAUAAAAAACUCAUAGCCUCGGUACGAUGUCUGGCACGAGGUGGAAGAUUUAUAGAAAUCGGAAAAUUCGAUUUAGCCAGCAAUAACGAGUUGAGCUUGCAUCUAUUAAAUAAAGAAGCAAGUUUUCACGGAGUCAUGUUGGACAGUCUAAUAACUUGUACUCCUGAGGUCAAAACCGGAAUUACCACUAUCCUCACUAGCAAUAUCGGUACUUUUGUUCAACCUUUGAAGACUAACGUAUUCGGUUACAACCAAAUCGAAGACGCGUUCAGAUUUAUGUCAACCGGAAAGCACAUUGGCAAGGUGUUAAUUAAAGUUAGAGAUGACGAACAAAAUUCCGCUAAACGUAUUCAAAAGUUUACUGGAAUACCCAGGUACUUCUGCUACCCUAAUAAAACUUACAUCAUCAUAGGUGGCUUAGGAGGUUUCGGUUUAGAACUGACAGACUGGCUCAUACUGAGAGGUGCUCAAAAUCUUGUACUUACAUCCCGAAAAGGUAUCUCAACGGGUUACCAACAAAAGAGAUUUAAGAUAUGGGAAUCAUAUGGAAUAAACAUUCAAAUUUCUAAAGACGACAUUGGAACAGAGAGUGGAUGUAGAAAAUUGUUAGAAGAUGCGAAUCAGAUCGGAGAAGUCCAUGCCAUCUUUAAUUUGGCCGUUGUUUUAGCCGAUGCCGUUUUUGAAAACCAGACGGAUGCUAGCUACAAAACGUCAUUCCUGCCCAAAGCAAUAGCCACAGCACAUUUGGAUAAAUUGUCAAGGAAGUUGUGUCCAAAUUUAAAAGAUUUUGUAAUAUUUUCUUCCGUUACUUGUGGUAGAGGCAACGCUGGUCAAACAAACUAUGGUAUGUCAAACUCAGUGAUGGAAAGGAUAUGCGAAAAAAGAAAAAAGGAAGGGUACCCGGCAUUGGCCAUCCAAUGGGGUGCCAUCGGAGAUGUUGGUCUUGUGGCUGAGCUUCAAGAAGAACACGUGGAACUAGAAAUCGGCGGUACUCUCCAACAAAAAAUAUCCAGCUGCCUUAACGUCCUCAAUAACUUUUUAAGACAGAAAGAAGCCACUAUCGUCUCCAGUAUUGUUGUCGCAGAAAAACGUGGAGGUUUAGACUCAUGUGAUAAUAUUGUUGAUACCGUCAUAAACAUUUUAGGUUUAGUUAAUCCGAAAGCCGUCAGCCAUCAUGCAACUUUACCGGAACUAGGUAUGGAUUCUAUGACUGGAGUAGAAAUUAAGCAAACGUUAGAAAGAGAAUUUGAGAUUUUCCUCACGCCCAAAGACAUGAAAACUAUGACUUUAGCCAAAUUGAAAGACAUGCAAGAACAGAAAUUAUUAUCCAGCGACGAAACAGACCAUUCGAACAGCUAUCAGAUAGUGUUAGAAGAUAUUGGUGAUGAAGAAGAUAUAAAAUUGAUAGAAGUACACCUCAACCCGCAAUUAAAAUCCAACAAUACCUCAAAAAUACUUUUGUUCCCCGGUAUAGAAGGUUUCGCGAAAAAGUUUUCACGGUUAGUCCCUUAUCUGGACGCGCCAGCUAUUAGCUUCCAAUUCUGGGAAAACCCCGAACUCCAAACCAUCCAAGAAAUGGCGCAGUUACUUUUACCGAAAGUUGAAAGGCAUAUUAAACCGAAUGAAAGAUUUAAUAUUGUCCUGUAUUCCAUGGGUAGUUUGAUAGGAUUAGAAAUCGUCCAUUUACUUGAAGCCAAAGGCCAUAUUGGUCAUGUGACCAUUAUUGAUGGAGGCACCGUAUUGAUGAAAAAAUUAGCGCUUAAGUGGAUGCAAGAUUCAGACAGGGUUUUCGAAACUGCUUUAAUUAUUCAUUUGUUAACAAUAUACCUGCCCUCAGAAAAAUUUGCGGAAUAUCAGGAACCUCUACUGAAAGCGAACAGUUGGGAGGACCGUUUAGAGUUGGUUAGAGAAAUGGUUACGAAGAAACUUAACAUAGAAAAACUUGACCUUCAAAAGACCUUAACGAUUGGACUUUACAACAGGGCGAAAGCCAUUAGUUCCUACACCCCGUCAUACGAUAAACUCAAAUCGACGAUAAAGCUGUUCAAACCAUCCGUGAGUUUAAUAAACGACAUCGAAGAAGAUUACGGACUCUCGAAAAUUAGUGAAUCUGAAGUGAAAGUGGAAGUUUUCGAAGGGAAUCACGGUAGUAUUUUGGCCAGUCAACUUGUAGGAGAGGCGAUUAACUCCAUUAAUAGGGAAUUAAGGGUAAAAAAGUAAAUAAUAUGUGUUUGAGAAGUUUUUGUUAAAAGUAUAGAUAUUAAUUUUAUUAUAAUUUUGUACAUAUU
Molecule: messenger RNA, 7087 nt
Organism: Psylliodes chrysocephalus
Lineage: Eukaryota; Metazoa; Arthropoda; Insecta; Coleoptera; Chrysomelidae
Source: the annotation of a GenBank genome assembly